Messenger RNA from Penicillium waksmanii, 2577 nucleotides. Its product is annotated as M28 family metallopeptidase. Lineage: Eukaryota; Fungi; Ascomycota; Eurotiomycetes; Eurotiales; Aspergillaceae. The record is from RefSeq and is a predicted model, not a curated record. Gene Ontology annotation, molecular function: carboxypeptidase activity. The transcript has 2 exons. Bases 1 to 2577 code for a protein of 858 amino acids.
AUGGGCGACGAUAAGUUCGACUACCAAGCUCUCCCCAUCCCCUCCUACGAAGAAGCCACACAAUCAUCCUCCUCGCGAUCCAAUCUCGAUGAAGGUAGCGAAACCGAACGACAGGGUCUGCUAGAUCGCAAUACUUCCCAUUACCAACCACCCACCGUCGAAUCCGUCCGGAACAGCCUCGAUGAUCUCGCCUCCUCCGUCUCGGGCUCGGCUCGGGGAUCGCUGGACGAACUGCGGAGGGAAAUUGAUCAGAUGGAAGUCGAUGACUCCGCUCACGCUUCCUCAAGUUCUCGUACCCAACUCCGACAGCGGUUCUCGAAACGCCUCUCCAGUCUGACGCGAACCCUCUCCGCAAUUCAACGGCCCCUGCAACGAUACCUCCCGAGCCUCCCGCGAUUCACCCGCCCAACCAUCGAUCUGAGUAAUGCACGAGAACGCUUCCGCGACCAAGGCUGUAUCAUGGUCCUUCGAAUGUUUGCCCUGCUGCUUGUCGUCUCCUUGGUAUACGUCUUCUUCAUCGGUGACAUCUUCAAUCUGAAUAGCCGGAUGGUCAUGGGUCAGUCGUACAGCGCCUCCUCCGUCGAGAACUUCAUUCAGGGCCACAUCAACGAGACAAAUAUUAUCGAGAAUCUGAAGCGGGUCACGGGUUUUGCUCACAUCGCUGGUACCAAGGGUAGCUACGUCCUCUCGGAGUGGAUCGAGCAGGAGAUGCAUAGCGCGGGGUUCGAUGAUAUCCAGCGGGAGGAAUUCCAAGUUUAUCUCAACUACCCUCGUGAAGAUGGUCGCAAGCUGGCCAUCAUCGAUCCGCCUCAACUGGUCUGGGAAGCGACUCUCGAGGAAAACGACUCGGAAACCCCGGUAUUCCAUGGCCAUUCCAAGUCAGGAAACGUUACCGGUCCCUUAGUAUACGCCAACUUUGGCUCCCGCGAAGACUUCCAAUUACUCGCCGACCGAGGCAUCUCAUUAAACGGCUCUAUCGCUCUCGUUCGUUACUACGGAACUCAACCGGAUCGUGCACUGAAGAUCAAAUCGGCCGAGCUCGCUGGCGCGGCAGGCUGUAUCAUAUACUCCGAUCCGUCCCAGGAUGGGUUUGUCAACGGCCCAGCCUACCCGAAAGGUCGCUAUAUGCCCACAGAUGGCGUUCAAAGGGGCGGUGUCAGCCUAAUGUCUCAGGUUGUCGGUGACGUGCUAACCCCCGGUUACGCGUCCACCCCAGAAGAGAAGGACAGGAUGUCUCCGGCAGAUAGUCCUGCCUUGGUACAAAUUCCAAGUCUUCCCAUCUCCUGGCGCGAUGCACAAAGACUUCUUCAAUCUCUAGAAGGCCAUGGCUCUAAGGUCCCAGAGAAAUGGGUUGGCGGGGUCCCCAAGAUUCAAGGCUGGUGGACAGGGGACCAAGAUUCCCCGACCGUUCAUCUAAUGAAUCUACAGGAUGAAGAGGAGCGACAGCCAAUUUACAAUAUCCAUGGCAAAAUCCUUGGGCUGGAGGAGCAAGAUAAGAAGAUCAUCAUCGGAAACCACCGAGACUCGUGGUGCUUGGGUAGUGUUGAUCCAGGCAGUGGUACCGCCGUCUUCAUGGAACUCAUUCGCGUCUUUGGUGAGCUGCUCGUCUAUGGAUGGCGGCCAUUGCGGACCAUCGAAUUCGUCAGCUGGGACGGUGAGGAGUAUAACCUUAUCGGUUCCACUGAGCACGUGGAGAAGGAAGUGGACGAGCUCCGCGCCAACGCCUACGCCUAUCUCAACGUAGAUGUAGGCGUGUCAGGCCCCAACUUCCGAGUCGCAGGGUCGCCAGUCUUUGAGCACACGGUGACGUCGAUCUUGAAUCGUAUCUCUGAUCCAUUUGCCAAUAAGACACUGAAGGAUAUCUGGGAUGAAAAGAACCAAAAGAUCGAUCCUCUUGGCGCCGGUAGUGACUAUGUCGCUUUCCAGGAUAUUGCCGGCACUUCGAGCAUCGACUUUGGAUUCGAGGGGGAACCCUUCCCGUAUCACAGCUGCUAUGAAUCAUUUGAGUGGAUGUCAAAUUUUGGUGACCCUGGCUUCGAGUACCACAAGCUUCUCGCCCAGUUCUGGGGUCUUCUCUUGCUGGAUCUCUCGGAGAAUCCCAUGCUCCCCUUCGACAUGGAAGCAUAUGGACGAUAUGUGACCGGCUGGGUGAAGGAUUUGGAUGAAUUCGUUAAAUCUAAGAAAGCGGACGUCGAUACGAAGAGAAUGCAUGAGGCUGCAGCAACUCUAGAGGCCAAUGCCGCCCAGUUCCAGGAAUGGACUCGGGUAUGGCAUGAUAGUGUGUGGGGUUCUGGUGGCUAUGAAAGUAAUGUCAUGGCCAUUCAACGGGUGAACCACAAUAUGCAGAUGGCUAGCUUCGAUACCCAUUUAUUGGAUCUAGCCGAUGGCGGUGGUAUUCCCAAUCGCACUCAAUUCCGCCAUGUCGUCUUCGGACCCGAACUUUGGGCUGGAUACGAUGCCUCAAUCUUCCCCGCCAUUCGGGACAGUAUCAACACAGGCAAUUGGUCGCUCGCCCAGUAUUGGAUCAAUCGGGUUGCUGACACAGUUGACAUUGCUAGCGGCAAGCUCUUGUCCUAG